CGGACGGCAGUUUUGCAUCGGCCAUUCUACACAACUGGUUACGAGCUUUUCGAUUGCUGUUCAAGAAAAGAAACAAAAAAUUCUGUUCUUGUUCUUUUUUUUUUCUUCGCUCUACCUCACCUGGUUUUUACUUCUAAUUGGAUAGCCUUUUACGUCGCCUGUUGUGUACGAAAAAGUGAACACACACACACGUCAAUCAGUGCGCCUAUUUUUCGGGUUGUGGUGGAAAUCGCGAUUUUCAAAUCGCACAAUUAAAGAAAUCAACUGUAACACCCUUAAAAAAAAAAAAAAAAAAGAAAGAAAAUUCUAAAUCAACGAUGAACAGAACGUGAAAAAAAAAGGUGUGCGGAAGCUUCGGAUGUGAUUUUUGUUUCUACAUGUGUGCGCUCCUGAUUUGCAAGUGGCCGUAAAAAAAAAAAUCAAUCGUGUGAUACAAGUGUGUGAUUCAUGCCUUUAUUGACUGUGACAGCACCCUCGUUUGUCUUGUUCUUCUUUAAGCUAUGGUGUAUCCGUGGGAUAGGAAGCUGUGGUGGAGAAUCUUUGCAUACAUCUCGUUAGUUAUCCUGGUCAGGUGCCAGCAAUCAUUGAAAACGAGCCCAUACGAGGGAGAUGGCCAUCCAGCGAACAGGACACACUGGAUGGGAGCGAGGGGAGACAAAGGAUCGGACGAUGAGAUAGUGACAUCGAUGGCGAUGGUUCAGUCAAGACGGACGGCCGGCGAUGGCGCCGGCCGCACCAAGCGCGAUAUCUUUCACCUCUACAACAUGAUGAGUUGCACCACGCACUGCGAUCCACUUUCCUACAAAGGUUACGGCUGUUAUUGCGGCUUUCUCGGCUCCGGGCUCACCGUCGACGCCAUCGACAGGUGUUGCAAGAAACACGAUUUUUGUUACGGAGCAACUCCUUGCCGCCACCAGUCGCUUAUCUACUUUGUUCCGUACAAAUGGAAAUGCAACGGCGGCCAUCCUUAUUGCGUCACGGGAUACGGGCAAAUGAAGGCUAGCGACAUUUGCGCACAUCACCUGUGCGAAUGCGACCGACAGUUCGCCGAAUGCAUCCGUAAUUAUCCGUGCCCGGCGAAGAAGACUACCUGCCCGUCCAACCCGCUCAGAAGUCUCGGCUAAAACAAACAGCAUGAAAAAACGUGGUUUAAAAAUUUGGCAGCAAAAACAAAAGAUUGAAAUCAAUUACACGCGCAUAGCCAUAAUUCUAUUCGUUAUCUUCGAAAUGAAGUGCCCAUUCGAAUAACUUGAUUCGCAUUUGUGGUAUGCCUUUUUUUGUUUUGUUGCUACGUGUAAAUGAUUCUCUCUUUUUCCACCUUUGUUUUUUUGGUUUUUUUUUUUAAAGAACCUCACAACCCGCCUGUCUCUUUAAACGUUUCCUGCCUUUUGUUUUGUUCCCCGUGUUCAAAAGCACUGCCCACAUGAGUGCUCUGCCUACAUUAUCUUUGUUUAAUUCCUUCCCAUCCUUUUGUAUUGAGUUUAUUUUUUUCGCUACACAUUUUUUUUUGCUAUAAGAUUUUGAAUAAUAAACAGAAAUGAAAUGGAAA
This is a messenger RNA of Daphnia carinata, 1549 nucleotides long. RefSeq names its product phospholipase A2 A2-actitoxin-Ucs2a-like. Lineage: Eukaryota; Metazoa; Arthropoda; Branchiopoda; Diplostraca; Daphniidae. Bases 501 to 1124 code for a protein of 207 amino acids. The record is from RefSeq and is a predicted model, not a curated record. The transcript has 5 exons. Gene Ontology annotation, biological process: arachidonate secretion; lipid catabolic process; phospholipid metabolic process. Gene Ontology annotation, molecular function: A2-type glycerophospholipase activity; calcium ion binding.